AUAUUGUCAUUUGUCAUAUUUAAUGAUCAUAUUGUGUUCAAGUGAAAGUCUCGUCGUGUCAUCGAUCGAUUAAUCUCGACGAUCAUCGUGAGUUUCACUUUUGUUUCAGGAUUUCUCAUGUGAUUUCUGACAUUCAGUUCUUCCAGGGUUAGUUUCAGGAAUCUGGGAAUCAUUCGUGUUAUCUGAUCAAUUCGACAAACUGUUCUUGUUAUUGAUUUUGGGUUUUUAAUCUUUGGAUUCCGCUGGAGAAAUGUCUGACAGCACUGAAGAGCCUGUGUUUGUGGACGAGCUGAACGCUGCACUGGAGGAGUUACAGAGAUACAAGAAGCUCAUUGUGUUUGCAGAUGAUGAAAGGUCCAGAUUACUGCUGGAGAAGCUUGCAGCAGAUUCUGAGAAGAAAAAAGCCCAGACAGAAACCGAAAGUUGGAUCAAUUCUGAAGACAAAUACACUGAACAGUUUCAGAAAGAUCUGGAAGAAAUCCAGGAAGAGCUGAAGAAUCUGUCUGGAGUCAAUCAGGAUCUGAAGAGAGAAUCUGAAGAUCUUCAGAUGAAGCUUCAACUCAAGAGGACUGAAACUGACGCUCUGCAACAGAGAUUUAAGAUUAAAGCUGAAAUCCCAGUGAAAAGAGUGAAGUUUACUCAUCCUGUGGAAGAUGACAGCGAGGACAGAGAUGAACAUGUGGAAUCGGUGUUCACCAUCACCCAGAGACCAUCAUAUCUGCUGAAGGGCGGUCACGCUCUCAUCACGUUUGAGAAGGAGAAUGUGUCAGAGCAGAUCCUCAGACUGGCGAAGUGUUCUGUGUCCUGUGACGAAACCAAGAUGGAUGUCAAACCGUACGCUUUAACUCUUGAGCCCUCAGUGAAAUUUGAGGUUCAUAUUAAGGUAUCAAAGAAGACUAUUAAGUUCCGCAAUGCUCCGCCCAUUUUACCUGAGGAGCGAAUGAGAGACCGUCUGGAGCUGUCGUUCUCUCGAGCGAGUCGUGGAGGAGGAGAGGUGGAAAACGUGCAGUACGACAAGCAGAACGGCACGGGACACGUCACCUUCCUCAACACUGGAGUGGCAGAGAAUUUGGCCCUCAGAGGAAAGUUCUGUGUGGAUACGGAGAGUGACAUGCUGGUGGAUGUUCUUCCUCUGUAUCAGUACCAACUCAAGAAAUUUCAAACAUACUCGGGCGUCCCGAAUCGCACCGUGCUGCUGGGAGGAAUUCAGGAUGUGAUGGAUGAAGAAGAUAUUCAGGACCAUCUAGAAAUCCACUUCCAGAAGCCCAGUAACUACGGCGGAGAAGUUGAGAACAUAAAAUACGUCCCAACUGGAAAACAGCUGAUGGCGUUCUUCAGUGAGGACAACACUGAUACUGAUGCUUGAGAUUCAAUGAUUCAGUUUAUAAUGUAUUGAUUCAUUAGUUAUUGGGUAAAUGGGAUUUUUACAUUUAUCACUGCUCUCAUUUUGUCUAAGAGCAUUUAGCUUUUUCACAAUCUUUUUUUAAUUAACAAUAUGACUUAUAAAAUAUCAUUAAGUAUAAAUACAAAAUAAAUAAAGAGAAACAAAGAAGAUGUUUUAGUAGGUUAUGUAUGCAGUUACAUCGGCUGUUAAUAUUGUCAACAAUUGAGACAAUUCCACUGGAGAAAAUCAUAUUUACUGUGAAACUUGUUUAAAAGCUCUGCACAGGUCAUAAAACACAUCAUAUGAUUGAUGUUGGAGCUCUAUAUGAAAAUAAAAUGUGUAUAAUA
Messenger RNA from Myxocyprinus asiaticus (Chinese sucker), 1731 nucleotides. RefSeq names its product N-myc (and STAT) interactor (gene nmi). NCBI's taxonomy places the organism in Eukaryota, Metazoa, Chordata, Actinopteri, Cypriniformes, Catostomidae. The record is from RefSeq and is a predicted model, not a curated record. The transcript has 9 exons. Gene Ontology annotation, cellular component: cytoplasm. Bases 251 to 1366 code for a protein of 371 amino acids.